AUGGAGCUGCGCAUGGAGAUUCCACGCAGGGCGGCUGGGCCCCGUUGGGGAAAGGUGUUUGCUGAGUUCCAGCUAUGUUCCCGGUGCACAACAGAAUUUUUAAAGAGUUGCUUUAGAGGAUGUUUCUAUGGUGAAGCAGAAACGCAUGAUUUUUCCGUGGAAAGAGAAUUUAAACCACUAGUCUCAAAUAGUCAAAAUGCUAUCUGUACACCUCCAUUGACUUCUGUUUCUCUAAAGCCUCAGGUUGGCUGUUCUGAGGAUUAUUUACUUUCUAAAUUACCAUCUGAUGGCAAAGAAGUACCAUUUGUAGUGCCCAAGUUUAAGUUAUCUUAUGUACAGCCCAGGACCCAAGGAACUCCUUCACAUCUGGAAGAACUUGAACGAUCAGCCAGAGCGUCUUUUGGAGAUCAAAAGGUAGAACUUUCCUCUGCAUCCCAGCAUGGACCCAGUUAUGAUGUAUACAACCCAUUCUAUAUGUUUCACCAUAUUUCACCUGAUUUGGAUCGGUGGUUUCCUCCUCGUUCAGAAGCAAUGAGACUAUAUGGAUCAGUUUGUGACUUAAGGACCAACAAACUUCCCAGUUCCCUCAGGUUAAGCAAAUCUAUGUUUGAUCUUACAAGUUCAUCUCAGCAAUUUAUUCAGAGACAUGAUUCCUUGUCCAGUGUACCCAGUAGCUCUUCUUCGAGGAAGAAUUCUCAGGGGAGUAACAGAAGUCUGGAUACAAUUACUUUAUCAGGGGAUGAAAGAGAUUUUGGGAGACUGAAUGUGAAAUUGUUUUAUAAUUCUUCAGUAGAGCAGAUCUGGAUCACAGUUUUACAGUGCAAAGAUUUAAAUUGGCCCUCUAGUUAUGGAGACACUCCUACUAUUUCUGUAAAAGGAAUGUUAACUUUACCCAAACCAGUGCAUUUCAAGUCUUCAGCCAGAGAAGGCUCCAAUACUAUUGAAUUUAUGGAAACUUUUGUAUUUGCUAUUAAACUCCAAAGUCUACAAACUGUAAGGGUUGUAUUUAAGAGUCAAACCCAGACUCCCAGGAAGAAAACCACUGGAGAAUGCUCAUUAUCCCUCAGAACUCUUAGCACACAGGAAAUGGAUUACUCUUUGGAUAUAACACCACCUUCAAAAAUUUCUGUUUGCCAUGCAGAGCUUGAAUUGGGGACUUGUUUUCAAGCAGUAAAUAGCAGAAUUCAGUUACAAAUUCUUGAGGCACAGUACCUUCCAAGCUCAUCAACACCUCUAACCUUAAGUUGUUUUGUGAAGGUGGCAAUGUUUAGCUCAGGAGAUUUGAUUUAUAAAAAGAAGACAUGCUUACUGAAGGCCUCCAAUGGAAGAGUAAAAUGGGGAGAGACUACGAUUUUUCCACUUAUACAGAAUGAAAAAGAAAUUAUUUUUCUCCUUAAGUUUUAUAGUCGAAGCUCUGUAAGAAGAAAGCGCUUUGUGGGCCAGAUUUGGAUAAGCGAAGACAGUAAUAACACUGAAGCAGUGAAACAGUGGGAAGAGAUAAUUACAAAUCCAGAAAAAGUUGUUAUUAAGUGGCACAAAUUAUAUCCAUUUUGA
Choloepus didactylus (southern two-toed sloth) is the source of this 1554-nucleotide messenger RNA. Its product is annotated as tandem C2 domains nuclear protein-like. Gene Ontology annotation, cellular component: nucleus. The record is from RefSeq and is a predicted model, not a curated record. The coding region runs from base 1 to 1554 and encodes 517 amino acids. NCBI's taxonomy places the organism in Eukaryota, Metazoa, Chordata, Mammalia, Pilosa, Megalonychidae. The transcript is spliced from 2 exons.